AUGUUCUCACCAACCCUCCCGCUCUUUCGCGCGCUACGGCGUCUCGCGCUCACGACCAAGCGCGCCCGCAAAGGAUACUACAAGGGCAACCGGACCGGCUCGAUGGGGUGGCAUACCAAGCACGGAGGCUACAAGCUCGAUUUCUCGAAAGUCAGGACGUAUGUUGUGCCGGAGAGGUUGGACAGUUUCAAUCUUACGCCGUUCGUUGCGAAGCGGAUAGAGGCACCGAAGGGCCAGGCGAUGAGGGGACAGAGCUAUCUGGAUAAGUGGAAGAUGGAGAAUGGGCAGGGAUGA
This is a messenger RNA of Coniosporium apollinis CBS 100218, 294 nucleotides long. RefSeq lists its product as uncharacterized. Lineage: Eukaryota; Fungi; Ascomycota; Dothideomycetes. Gene Ontology annotation, molecular function: structural constituent of ribosome. Bases 1 to 294 code for a protein of 97 amino acids. Gene Ontology annotation, cellular component: mitochondrial large ribosomal subunit. Gene Ontology annotation, biological process: translation. The record is from RefSeq and is a predicted model, not a curated record. The transcript is spliced from 2 exons.